Molecule: messenger RNA, 402 nt
Organism: Cylindrotheca closterium
Lineage: Eukaryota; Bacillariophyta; Bacillariophyceae; Bacillariales; Bacillariaceae
Source: the annotation of a GenBank genome assembly
AUGUUGGGGAAUACAAAGACUGGAGCCUACAUGGACGCCAAUCUCCAGGCUCACCAACUGGAAACCGGUACCUCCUUUGGUCUUCUACAGCAAGAUUAUCAGAAUACAUCCAUUCUUGCUUCUGAUACCUGGCUUAAAUGGGUAUGGAAGGAACUUGAAUCACUGGAUGUGUACAUGACCUUUGACUCUCCGGCCCUAUCUUUAAGGUGUCAUCAUGACGCCCUCCUGAUUGACUUGUUUAUGGAUCUUGAGGUUGAUCAGGACAACCUUCUCUGGCUUAACUGGUGCCGGAUGUUCCUGCAAGUAUUCACAGUGUCAGAUGUCACUAUGGCUGAUGGCCGCUAUAUCCGGCAAUGCAUCUGGGACGGUUUCUUAAUAAUAACUGAAACAUUAAUCGAUUAA